Molecule: messenger RNA, 1494 nt
Organism: Insectozyma verbasci
Lineage: Eukaryota; Fungi; Ascomycota; Pichiomycetes; Serinales; Debaryomycetaceae
Source: the annotation of a GenBank genome assembly
AUGAGUGCUACUCCAGCCAAGGAGUUGGAUAAGCAUAAAACUUCAACUGCAAGUAAUUCAAAUCAACCUAAGUCGUUUAAUGAUUAUACAACUCCAUCACCAACUGAUGAAGAAUCCACUAAAAGUUUAAGCGGUGGUGGCGUCAAAACAUUGGAUUCUAGUUCGGAAUUUUUACAAAAUUUGAAAUCCUAUAGGAACAAUCCAGACUAUCAUCAUCAUCUAUCUAUGGAUAAGUUAUUAAUUAAAAAUGAAAAUCACCAAGAAACAACUAAAAAAACCGCAAGUACAAAUAAAUCGAUUAUCGAUGAAAAAAUUUUUGAGAUAUUAGGCUUACAACUGAAUAUUGAACAUAACAAUACUUGGUCAUAUAAUGCGGAAACAUUAAAUGAAUUAAUCAAAUUAAAAAUUGAACAAGAAAGAACAAAACAAGAUGAGGUCAAGAAAGAGUUUACAAUGUUGACUAUCGAAUUAAUCAAUCUAAUAAAAGGUUUAAAUUUGAAUGACACAGACUUAUUUGCAUAUAUAUUCUUAUCAGAUUCAACAACAAGUGAAGAUUUGAAAAAUAAGAUUAAUCAAUUAACAAAACUUAAUCCGAAGGAAUUUUUAGAAAUAUCAUCACAUAAAUCGUCUGGCGUUAAAAGAAAACAUUCAGAUACUCAAUUACCAUCAUUUUCAGAAACAACUCAAAGUAUUAAAAAUCAAAGUAGUACGUUGGUUUCUCCAUUAAGAUCACCAAAUAAAUCACCAAUUAUAUCUCAUCAUAGAAGAAUUGUUUCUGAUUCAAGUGAUUCAAGUUUGAGAAAUACUAAAGUUCAUUCGCCAAAUCCUCCACCAAUUACAAAUCAAUUGCCAUUACCACCACAAUAUAGUACUCAUAAUUCAAACCAAAAUUCAAAUGCUAAAAAUUCAAACUUAAAUUCACAAAAUCAUUCACAACAACAUCUGCCAGUAAUUUCACAUCAAAUGGCUCAAGUUCAACCACCUCAUGCAUAUCCAGUGUAUUAUCAAACUCCACAAUCGAUGGCUCAACCACAACCAUCAACUCAAGAUAAAACAAUUUUAAGUUCUCCUUAUCAACAAAAAUAUCAAAUGGUUUAUAAUGCAUCAAGCUAUCCUCCACCACCUCAACAAGUUCCAUAUUAUGUUUCAACUUCUCCUCAAUUAAAACCUCCUCAUCAUCAAUUACCACCUCAACCACAUCAUCAACAAUAUGUAUUUCAACAACCACCACCAUUAUUACAACAAAUACCACCACAACCUCCAAAACAAUCCGUACCUACACAUCAGUUUGAAAGUCCCGAGAACAAUUCUAGAAAAUCAGAUCAUCUGCAUAGAGAUGGUGCAAUAACACCAAAUGUUCAUAAUACAACAACAACGUCAAAAAGGCAUAAAAAUUCAAAGAAUAAUAAUGGUAAUAGUAUAAAUUUUAUGAUUACAACUCCAAAGAACCCACCAGCUAGAAAAUACAAUAAUCCAAAAGAGAAACAUACUUAG